UGCUUCAAGUGUCGUGGAUGCGUUUCGGUCAGGGUGCACAUGGGAGUAACUUCGUCAUUCGGCUGCCUUUUAAUUUCGAGCUAUUUAUCCAGCUCACCACUAGCCUGCCGGUUGAUAAACCGAAUUUCAGGUAUAAGAGUCAACUUCCCGCACCGGCCUUCUUUCAUCUCCUCUGCAACGCGAAUGCAAUUCGAAUCGAUGAAACGGAUGGAGCAUAUGUGGAUCUUCUUCUCAUAAACCAUCUAGACAUUCCUUCAAGUGAAGUUACUGGCGAUAACUGAAAGAGGCAAAGGUUUUCAUGUACGAGCGUCUACUUCUCGGAAAUCGAAGGAACGGAUGGGGGAUAUGCCGAUGUUCUUGCCAUAAUCCAUCCCGACGUUCCUCCAAAUGAAGUUGCUGACAACAACGCAAAGCCUACACUUUCGUAUACACGAAUGGGCACACUUACGGUACGGUGUAUUCGAAGAGUAUGUCACACGUGGAGACUAAAUUUCCGGAGACCUAUUGCAAGGCAGGCACGCCUACGCUUUCGUAUACACGAGUGGGCCCACUACCGGUACGGUGUAUUCAACGAGUACGGCACACAUGGAGACCCAAUUUCCGGAGGCCUACUCCACGGCAGGCACGAAGCCGAAUGUCAGGUAUGAACGUCUACUUCUCGCAACGGCCUCCUUUUAUCUCCUCUGCGACGCGAAUGCAAUUCGAAUUGAUGAAACGGAUGGAGAAUAUGUCGGUUUUCUAGUCAUAAACCAUCUACACAUUCCAUCAAGCGAAGUUACUGGCGAUAACUGAAAGAGGCAAAGGUUUUCAUGUAUGAGUGUCUACUUCUCGGAAAUUGAAGGAAUGGAUGGAGGAUGUGCCGAUGUUCUUGCCAUAAUCCAUCCCGACGUUCCUCAAAAUGAAGUUGCUGACUAUAACGUAAAGCCUACACUUUCGUAUACACGAAUGGGCACACUUAUGGUACGGUGUAUUCGAAGAGUAUGUCACACGUGGAGACUCAAUUUCCGGAGACCUACUCCACGGCAGGCACGAGGCUGAAUGUCAGGUAUGAGCGUCUACUUCUCGCAACGGCCUCCUUUUAUCUCCUCUGCAACGCGAAUGCAAUUCGAAUCGAUGAAACGGAUGGAGGAUAUGUGGAUCUUCUUCUCAUAAACCAUCUAGACAUUCCAUCAAGUGAAGUUACUGGCGAUGACUGAAAGAGGCAAAGGUUUUCAUGUAUGAGCGUCUACUUCUCGGAAAUCGAAGGAACGGAUGGGGGAUACGUCGAUGUUCUUGCCAUAAUCCAUCCCGACGUUCCUCCAAAUGAAGUUGCUGACAAUAACGUAAAGGUCACGCUUCGAUCAGAAUACCGGUUCUUGCACACCGCUGCUAGCGGCUGAGUUCACUUCGAGAAGUCCAUCACUGAAUUUCCGAAAGCGUGGCCUAAGAGAAAGGAAAAACGAAGUGCGAAUCGGGAAUUCCUCAUUUUGUGGAGACGAUCAACCUUGCACGGUGACGUCAAAAGGCUGCGAGGAAAAGGGAGACUACAUUCCUAUUCAAGGCGAGUAUGUCCUAAACCACAGUUCCCUGAUGACGGAAAAAUAGAAAGCGCUGGUACGCAGCUUCUUUGUUGCUGUUAAAAGAUGAAAACAACAAAAAAUAAUCUGCCAUAACCCAUCUCAUCAUGAAUGUCGACGCUGACGCGAUUAGUAUUUAAUCAACAUUGCGACACACCGUAUUGUCGCCACCGAUAUUCGUCACGUGUCAAGCAUGUCUGUCUCCAACGUCCUCUCCCUCGUGCCUUCUGGAAGCGCCGGGUGUAGCAGCUUCGCUGCGAAGUCUUCACGUGACGCGCCUAUCUUGUGUGAAUGUCUAUGAAAGCAUCCUGUCUGAAUGUAUACCACGUGGUAUUUCAGCACCGGAAAGAAAUAUUUUAAGCACUUUUUUUCUUUUGGAGCACCGACGCAUGCCCAGUAUAUGCAGUGGUGCAUACGUAUACAGUGAAAGCUCGUUAAUUCGAACUUCAAUAAUUCGAAUUUAUGGAUAAUUCGAACUGUACGAUUUGGUCCGGCCAAGCUCCACAGAAGUCUAUGUAUAAAAAAGUCCGUUAAUUCGAACGCGAGAAGGUUCCCUCACGGAUAAUUCGAACUACGCUCGCCUGGCACACGGCUAGAGAAACGCGCCUACUGCCUACACGCAAGGCUGCAUUGCCUCCUAAACGGAGAGAACGGCGAGAGAAGGCAAAAUCGGAAAAAAAUCUAACCGACGCGGGGUCAGCCAGAAGGCAACGGCGGCUGCCGCCUCUCCGUUCUACGUAACCUUCGAGACUUCUUGCCCGUUGCGAAUCUCGGAGGCUUUCCAAAUCUUGUACAGCUGCUAAUGUUGUGCGGAAAUGGCACGGCAAGCGCCAAAACGCAGCUAAUCAAGUACGUCGCAGCUGCGCUUGCAAUCAAGAACCAACGAAUCAGGGCCUUCGCCACCUUCACAUGUUCAGCGUCUUUGUCCUGGCAGUCUUCAUCGGUUGUGUACCUCUGUUUUCAGCUUAGGAGGUAUCGGCCGUCGCGAUUCAUUGUGAUGGUGUUAAGCCUCGGCUAACGUUCGUUUCUGUGGACAUCGGUGAUGGCGUGUGCCCGCGGCACACGCCAUCACUUUCUGACACGCCAAAUUUCUGACAUUCCCUACUGCUUCCAAAUCGCAGUGUACUGUUGCUCUCCUUCACUUUCGUUAGUUCGAACUUUCGUUAAUUCGAACUGAAGCGGCUUCCCCUUGCGGUUCGAAUUAACGAGCUUUUACUGUAUAUAUAGCAAUGGGCUAAGUUGGCGCGAAAGAUGUUUGCAGGCGGCAGAUUGAUGACGGUGCCAGUGUGUAUUCCAUUGUGAGCGGAGAUGAUUACGAGAGGCGGCUGGCCAGCCGUGCUUUAGGCUACUGUUUGUGCUCGGUAGCCUGGAAGGUUCUCUCCGUAGCUCACGACUUGUCGAUUGUGCUCAUUCCUUGGCGCACAUUAUAGCACUGUUGCAGGUUCGUCGAAGAGCCGCGUGUUAGAGAUUUAUUCAACUGUCGCACACACCGAUCGUCACCGACAAGACAGAAGCUGAAUAAAGGGGUCAGUUCAACCUGGCUUAUACCAGCGCGCAAGCCCAAUGCCCGACCUGUUAGGUCAUACACUUCCAAGUAAGCCAAGUUGGCGUGAGAACUGUUAGGGACGUUGAAGAUAAUAUAAUGAGAGUCUUACGAGAAAAAGGUUAGCUAGCCCGCUUUUUCGACGUUGCCUUUGCUGAGUAAUCCCAAAUCACUCAGCAUGACCCGGUAAGUAAGCAGAAUAUUUAGGAGAGUGUUGUUCUUAAUUUUGUCGAAGGUUCGGCAGUCUUACUGCACAGAUUUCACAUACCUUUAAACAACUUGGGAAACUGAGUGGUCGAUGAUAACUAACCAGCACGCGCAAAAUACACUCCCGUGGAUGUCGUCCUCACAACGAACGAUGGCUUUUAAAUUGUCAAUAUAUGUCGCAGAAAAUAGCUGGAUGUAGAAUUUGAUUAUCUACCAAUACAAGCCAUCACAAUGAGAGCGUUUCGAGAUCACCACUUAGUGCACCUGAGAACAAUACUGUUUCGCAUGACCUAGUCCUGUCGCGCACUACAUGUUAAGAGUGGCCAUCACUGAAGGCACCAGAUUUCACAGUGGAUACGAAGCUUAAAAACAUUGUUGUGCUUGCAAGGGCUACUGAAUCUUCCACAUGGCGCUAUUGAAAACGAAGGGCAUGCAAAAUAAAAAGAAAAAUGCCCAAUUGGACUGCGUAAUAACAAAAGUUCUGCAUGACAAUGUAAAAUGAGAACUGGUUGCGUUGCCAAAUAAAGGCUGAGGCAAUUUCACGCAAGAAUAUUCGCCGGCACGUAUAAUGCUAACAGCGAAAUUUUAACGGGUGCCAUAGAGCAUUGGUAUCUGGUAGUUUCCAGAGCUUACGCUUGCAUUUGCUGUGCUCACUUAGUCGUACCCUGUUAUGCUUCGUCUCCUUUAGCUCUAAAUAUUUUCAUUUCAGUUAGACAGGUGCUGUCAAAGAGCUUUCAAUUUUACUUUCGGGUGGUGCAGUUUCUGUGUACGUAUUGCUGUUUAUGAACGCGCAUUGGAGAGCAGAAAUUGAAGGUGUGCUUUAAUGCAUGCGUUCACUUCACGACCUCAUUUUUUCUUCCAGCCUACGCUUUUGUAUACACGAGUGGGCCCACUACCGGUGCGGUGUAUUCGAAGAGUAUGGCAGACAUGGAGACUCAAUUUCCGGAGACCUACUUAUCGGCAGGCACGGUCACGCUUGGAACAGAGUGCCGGUUCUUGCACACAGCUGCGAGCGGCUGAGUUCACAUCGAGAAUUUCAUCAAUGAAUUUCCGAAAUCGUGGCCUAAGAGCAAGGAAAAACGAAGUGCGAAUCAGGAAUUCCUCAUUUGUGGAGACGGUCAACGCUACACGGUGACAUCAAGAGGCUGCGGUGAAAAGGGAGACUACAUUCCUCUUCAAAGCGACCUACACUUUCGUAUACACGAGUGGGCCCACUUUCGGUACUGUGUAUUCGACGAGUACGGCACACGGGGAGACUCCAUUUCCGGAGACCUGCUUCUCGGCAGGCAUGCCUACGCUUUCGUAUACACGAAUGGGCCCACUUUCGGUACGGUGUAUUCGAAGAGUACGGUACCCGGGGAGACUCAAUUUCCGGACGCCUACUCCUCCGCAGGCACGGGACAACGUGUUUCCCGAGAAGCGAAGUGCGAAUCGGGAAUUCCUCAUUUUCCGGAGACUGUCAACGCUACAAGGUGACUUCGAGAGGCUGCGGAGAAAGGGCGACUCCAUUCCUCUGCAUACUGCAUACUGCCUAAAGCUGAAUCCUCCGUGGACGGAAAAAAAAAGAAGAAAGUGCUGCCUAUACUUUCGUAUACACGAAUGGGCCCAUUAUCGGUACGGUCUAUUCGACGAGUACGGCACACGUGGAGACUCAAUUUCGGGAGACGUACUCCUCGGCAGGCAUGUCGGAUGGCGUUUCUGAGAGCGUCACUCGCUCUUACACCGUGGUUAUUCUGCUUGGUGAACGUUCGCUCUGGAACUACGGACGAAAAUGACGGUGCCUACACCAAUAUCAUGGUAUCGAUACACCCGGAUGGUAUCCGACGAAGACAGUGUGCGGAAUCUGGAGGCACGGCCUACACUUUCGUAUACACGAAUGGGCGCAUUUACGGUACGGUGUAUUCGACGAGUACGGCACACCUGGAGACUCAAUUUCCGGAGACGUACUCCUCGAGAAGCACGCCUACACUUUCAUAUACACGAGUGGGCCCAUUAUCGGUACGGCGUAUUUGACGAGUACGGCACACGUGGAGACUCAAUUUCCGGAGACCUGCUUCUCGGCAGGAACGAGGCUGGUCGACGACGCAAGGGCGACAAGGAGCGGCGACGGGGUGAAGGUCUUGCUUGGAUCAGCAUGCUAGUUCUUGCACACAGCUGCGAGUGGCUGAGUUUACUUCGAGAAGUUCAUCGCUGAAUUUCCAAAAUCAUGGCCUAUGAGAAAGGAUCCACAAGUCCUAUGGAAAACGUGUUUCCCGAAAAGCGAAGUGCGAAUCGGGAAUUCCUUCUUUAGGGAGACGCUCAACGCUACACGGUGACAUCGAGAGGCUGUGCAGGAAAGGGAGACUACAUUCCUCUUCAAACCGAGUAUGUCCUAAGCCGGAAUUCUGUGCCGACGAAGAAGAAGAUAGCGUGGGUACGCAAGUUACUUGUUGCUGUUAAAAGCCUGUACUUUCGUAUACAUGAAUGGGCCCACUUACGGUACGACGUAUUCGACGAGUACGGCAAACGGGAAGACUCAAUUUCCGGAGGCCUACUCCUCCGCAGGCACGCUUACACUUUCGUUUACACGAGUGGGCCCACUUUCGCUACGGCGUAUUCGACGAGUGCCGUACACGGGGAGACUCACUUUCCGCACGCCUACUCCUCGGGAGGCACGAAACGCGAGGUGUCCUAAUGGAUUGAAGCCGACGAAUGGAGAGCCCCCUGAAGCUCAAAUGAAUGAAGUAAUUGUCGAACCAAUAGGCGACGACGUUUCAUAGAAAGAAUUUGGUUGAAAUUGCUUCUUUUCAUACAUUAAACAUUCUUACAUAAUA
Dermacentor albipictus is the source of this 6119-nucleotide messenger RNA. The record is from RefSeq and is a predicted model, not a curated record. Lineage: Eukaryota; Metazoa; Arthropoda; Arachnida; Ixodida; Ixodidae.